UUUAGUCACUACUGGAAGCAGUUCCUUGGCAGAGUAACGGGACUCGUCGUUCGGAGCAAUUGUGUGUGCGUUUGUUGUGAGGUUUUAUAGAGGAUCAUUUUAUUUGCUUUUAUCAUCGUCCGGAAUCAGGUGUCCUCUGUCGUCCGUGGAGGACAACGGAAAUCAAAGGAAAGAUGCAUAAAUUUGCAACCGGGCAAAUUUUUGCAGCAAUCUGUUGCAUGUCAUUGUUGCCUCAAUUGCUGUACCGAUCCGUGGCGGAAGCUCAGCACCAACCGGGAGAUGAAACGUGCGAGACACUGCCCUCGGAGAUUCAUCUAAUCAAAGAGGAAUACGACGAACUGGGCCGCCUGUAUCGGACCUGCAACGGCGAUGUGACGGUGAACAAGUGCGAAGGUAAAUGCAACAGCCAAGUCCAACCGUCGGUUAUCACGGCUACUGGGUUCCUGAAGGAGUGCUACUGCUGCCGGGAGUCGUUUCUGCGGGAACGUCAGCUUCAGCUGAACCACUGCUACGAUCCGGACGGUGUCCGGAUGACCGAUCACGAUGCUGCCACCAUGGAAAUCCGUCUGAAGGAACCGAUCGACUGCAAGUGCUACAAGUGCGGUGAUUUCGUUCGCUAGAUUUCCUGCCGGCUUGGGAAAUAUUGAAGUGAUUGAAGAGCAGAAGCCCCUUUUCGAUUUGGUGAUUGUCGUCGUGAUCAGUGCCCGAAAUCGUUAUGUGCCACCUGAUUUGAUUUUCGUUUAGUCUAAGUGCCCUCAAAAUGUUAAAUCGGUUCUGAUUAGUAAUAAAACAAAAAU
Messenger RNA from Malaya genurostris, 797 nucleotides. RefSeq names its product partner of bursicon (gene Pburs). Gene Ontology annotation, cellular component: bursicon neuropeptide hormone complex; extracellular region. Gene Ontology annotation, molecular function: neuropeptide hormone activity; G protein-coupled receptor binding. Lineage: Eukaryota; Metazoa; Arthropoda; Insecta; Diptera; Culicidae. The transcript has 2 exons. The coding region runs from base 174 to 620 and encodes 148 amino acids. The record is from RefSeq and is a predicted model, not a curated record. Gene Ontology annotation, biological process: G protein-coupled receptor signaling pathway.